Messenger RNA from Sphaeramia orbicularis (orbiculate cardinalfish), 503 nucleotides. It is a transcript of the gene cox6c, whose product is annotated as cytochrome c oxidase subunit 6C. The coding region runs from base 138 to 368 and encodes 76 amino acids. Lineage: Eukaryota; Metazoa; Chordata; Actinopteri; Kurtiformes; Apogonidae. The record is from RefSeq and is a predicted model, not a curated record. The transcript is spliced from 5 exons.
CACCUUUCAGUUGUCGCCAACCGCCAUUAAAACCAAAGAAGAAGAAACCUAUCCGGUAGAGCCUCUUCCGGUUAUCGUACGUAGCCGUUGUGUGUCCGUGGUUUCUGUGAAGGUCGUGAAUACAACCGGUGAUCACCAUGUCUCUGCCAAAGCCUGUGAUGAGAGGGCUGCUGGGAAGGCGUCUGCGGUUCCACCUGCCAGUGGCUUUCACACUGGCAUUAACCGCUGCCAUUGCCUUUAAGUACACAGUGACUGAGCCCAGGAAACAGGCCUACGCCGACUUCUACAAGCAGUACGACGCUGUCAAAGAAUUCAACGCCAUGAGGGAAGCGGGCGUCUUCCAGAGCGCUCGACCCACUGGGGAGUAAACGGAAUAUGUAUGUUCCUGUUGUUCAUCGCUGUUGAAGCUGAAGGUCCUUUAAAUCCCCUGGUGUUAUUUACUGAUCAGAUGUGAGCAUUCCUAUGCUGUCAUAUUCCUCUAAAUUAAACUAUUCUAUUAAUGU